AUGUCUUUGAGAAAGGUAAAGCUCCUCCAGAAUCUAGGGGUGAAUAUCGAUUGUUUAAUUCAAGAGUCUCUUCAAGAAACACGUUUUGAGAAUAGUCUUAUUUCCUUCUCGUCUAAUAUCAAUUAUCCUUUCAAUAAAGAAGGUCAAAAAUCAGCUAUUGAAAACAGAAUAAUAAGAGUUGAUGAUUUACUCUAUAGUCAGAAUAGGCAAGCUCUUAUGCAAAUCUGUCACUUUUAUCAUCUCAAUGAUGAAAAUGGCCCUGAAGUUCAAAAUAAUAUUGAGUCGUUAAAAUUCAAAAUAUUCAGAUACUUUGGUAUAAAUAAGCUUCAGAUUGAGAACACAUUGAAAUUAAAUGUCCUAUAUGCUAGAGGCAAAAACCAAAUCACUGAUUACAAAACCAUGCCAUUGACCCCUGUUCCUAAUUUGAGAGGUGAAUUCUUUGGCAAAACCCCUAAAACUUUGCGGGAAUUAAAUGAGCUGAAAUUGGACACAGAGAGAGUUCUUGAGGCACUUUUGGACUUUUAUGGAAUGCCAUAUGAAAAAGAGGAUCUGUUGAAUAAGAAGAUAUGGAAGGUCAAAAUUGCAUUGGGACUUAGGCAGAUUGACGAAGCGUUUGGCUAA
This is a messenger RNA of Saccharomycopsis crataegensis, 621 nucleotides long. RefSeq lists its product as uncharacterized. The transcript has a single exon. Bases 1 to 621 code for a protein of 206 amino acids. Lineage: Eukaryota; Fungi; Ascomycota; Saccharomycetes; Ascoideales; Saccharomycopsidaceae. The record is from RefSeq and is a predicted model, not a curated record.